AUGGGUGUUCCAGGCUUCUAUAGAUGGGUCACUCAACGUUACCCUCUUGUAAGAAGGAGGAUGAAUGAUCCAGCGAGGCCAAAAAUUGAUUAUUUUUAUAUAGAUUUCAAUUGUAUUAUUUAUAAUGCGCUUAGGUCAAUUAGUAUGUCUUCUGGAGGAACAAUACUACAAUUAUUUAACGAAGUAUGCCGAUAUUUAGAUGUUUUAGUACAAGUCAUUAAGCCACAAAUUGUUUUAUUCAUUUCAGUUGAUGGUCCAGCUCCAUUUGCCAAAUGCACUCAGCAAAGAUCUCGUAGAUUUGUUGCAGCACGUGAUAGUGUUGGUGCUGCAUUCAAUACAACAGCAAUUUCCGUUGGUACAACUUUUAUGGAAGAUUUACAUCAACAUUUACUCGAAUACUUCAAGAGAAAAGUAAAUUCCGAUAGAGCUUGGUCUACUCCUCAGUUAAUUUACAGCUCACAUCGUACUCCUGGCGAAGGAGAACAUAAAUUCUUCAAUUACAUUCGUGAAAUUCGAAAAACCGCCGAUUACGAUCCAAACUCAACACACUGUAUCUACUCACCCGACGCAGAUCUUAUUUUCUUAGCUUUACAAUCCAAAGAAAAAUAUAUUUAUAUUAUGAGAGAAUGGGAUGCCUGGGUUGGUCCCAAUGAGAAUGUAGGCAACGGAAAACUCGCGAAACUCAAGACAGGAGCCGAUGAUUUUGAGUUAUUACAUUUACCAAUAUUAAAAGAGUAUCUUUCCUACGAUUUCCCUGGUAUUCCUUUAUCCAACCUUGUUGAUGAUUUCGCCGGUUUCUCUUUCUUGAUCGGAAACGACUUCAUUCCUCAUUUCCCUGAUGUAAUCAUUCAACACGGCGACUUUGACCAAGUUGUCAUUGCUUAUCAGAAGUCACUGCUCGAGACGAAGCAGUAUUUGAUCGUUGACGGCAAGUUUAAUAAGCCUGCCCUUCAGAUUUUCCUUCGUUCUGUUGUUCAUCAACUCAAGAACAAAUCUAAGAAACAAGAAAAGGCAGAACAAGACAAACAGAUGCAAAAUUACUUGAAAACAGCACGAACAUACAUCAGUGAAAAGUAUCCAGAGGAAACAAAGAGAGAUCCAGAAUUUGAGAAGAAACUAUCAUUUUCAGUUCUUGACUCAUUCGACUGGGUUCUUGAAUAUUACACAGAAGGCUGUCCUUCAUGGACUUGGUGUUUCCAAUACUUUUACGCACCACCUCUCAUCAUCGUUUCAGAGUAUGUUCUUGAACACUCUUCACAUUUCGAACUAUCUCGACCACCACUUCCAUUCGAACAACUUUUGUGCAUUUUACCACCACAAUCAGCAAACCUUCUUCCAUCAGCACUUUCAUCAUUAAUGUUCAGUCCAUCACCUAUCUCAUCAUACUACCCUACAUCAUUCAGUAUCGAUUUGAACGGUCGUGCCGUUGAACACGAAGGUGUUGUUUUAAUUCCAUUUGUUGAUGUUGAGAAAGUUCGAGAACUUGUUUCUUCCAAUCUUUCCAAACUUGGACCAAACGAAACCGAGCGAAACACUAUUAUUCCAUCAUAUAUCAUUUCAUCUGAAGGUGAAGUUCCCUUUGAUGUCACAUUUCCACGACCAAAAUCAACUAAGUCAUAUUGUAUUCCACCCGGCUUACCACUCUUCAGCAAUCCUCCUAUGCCUAUGAGUAUCAUUCGCACAGUUGUUCCUGUCAACAUCUUCCAACGUCCAAGUCAAGGCGAAUCAUUGCUUAUUUCCGUUGAUUGUAGCCGCUACGAAGAAUUUCCACCCAUGGGCCUUUCUGAUUUCGAAGAUCCAGGUGAAGUCCUUGGUAAAGUUGUUCUUGUCAACUGGCCAUUCUUACGUCCCUGUUUAGUUUGUCAAGUUGGUGACUGUGCCGGUGCAUUAUCUAUCAGCAAAGAUGGAUCCAUCUGCGCGAUUCCAUCACUUAGUACAGAGUUUUGUAACAUGAUCUACAAGUACAAGAAAGAUUACGCACUUGAUGUUAAACAGUGCAAAGUCAUUCUUGGUGUUCGUUUACUUUGUAUCUCUAAUUCGGGUGAGACUCGCUUCACAUUCGCCAACGAAAUCACAUAUGUUCCAUUUGAACUUUGUGUUCCAGUUUCUAAGACUAACACAUUGGAACGAUUUUUCACAACACAGAACAUUGAAUCACUUCGAGAAGGUAUGAAAGUUGUUGUUACUUGUGGUGAAUACUCAGGAAAUGUCGGUGUUAUUCAACAGAUCAAAGGCGACGGAGUCGAUGUUAAAAUUUUUAAACGUAUCUAUCCAACAAGUAUGAAACAAGAAUUUGAAGGAAGUCGUGAUAACUGGGUUAGCUACGACAGUGUUCUUCAAGAAUUUGGUGUUGAUCCUAGUCUUUUCCACGCCGCACUCAGUUCUCUUCCAGUUUCACGUGAAAAAGAUUUGAAUGUUGCAUUGACUCUUUUCUACGACGACAAAUUUUUAGAAGGAUUUGUUAAUUAUAGUGGUAAGACAUUGCAACUUUCUAAAGAAGCUAAAUUCAUCAUCGCUGAGUAUUUCAAACGAUCGGGUAAACUUUUAGAUUUUUUGCGAAAUUACGAUGAUUCACGCGAAUUAAAAUUUGUUGACAAAACAGAUCUUUUCGAUGGAUCUCCGAGUGAAGUUGACCGAAAGACACGAGAACUUGUCCAGUGGAUCCGCGAAGUCAGUAAGACAUCGAAAUUCUACUUAGUUGACAACAAAUACAUGACAAUCGAACAGAGUACAUUAGAGAGUUUGGAGCGUCUUCUUAUUGGUUCACGUAUUGAAGAUGAAGAAAUAUGCGAAGUUACAAUACCUAUUAGUUCUAUUUUGUCACGUGGUAUGCAGAAAAGCGAAAACCAAUCAGCAGCUAUUUCUAACCGUGUUAUUUGUAUUUCCGAAUGUGGUUCUACUCCAUUCGGCACAUUUGGUAGUAUUGUUGGUCUUGACCGCAAGAAGCGUGAAGCAUUUGUUUUGUCGGACGAGGUUCUUGAGUUCGGCACUAACAUGCGUAAGCGUCUUACCACUCUUCGAGGUUUUGUUGAGAAAAUUGAUGAUUUGUGGAUUAUUCAAUAA
Messenger RNA from Trichomonas vaginalis G3, 3063 nucleotides. Its product is annotated as 5'->3' exoribonuclease family. Bases 1 to 3063 code for a protein of 1020 amino acids. Gene Ontology annotation, cellular component: nucleus. Gene Ontology annotation, biological process: nuclear-transcribed mRNA catabolic process. The transcript has a single exon. Gene Ontology annotation, molecular function: RNA binding; 5'-3' RNA exonuclease activity. The record is from RefSeq and is a predicted model, not a curated record. Lineage: Eukaryota; Parabasalia; Trichomonadida; Trichomonadidae.